Messenger RNA from Athene cunicularia (burrowing owl), 1393 nucleotides. It is a transcript of the gene RNF122, whose product is annotated as ring finger protein 122. Lineage: Eukaryota; Metazoa; Chordata; Aves; Strigiformes; Strigidae. The transcript is spliced from 4 exons. The coding region runs from base 1089 to 1370 and encodes 93 amino acids. The record is from RefSeq and is a predicted model, not a curated record.
CUUCCUGUCUCUGCUCUCCGUGGUGGGGAGCAAAUGUCACCCUCUCAUGAGAAACAGGUGGAGGAUUUUAGUGGGCUGUAAUUAAACCCAGAAGUGUUUCUGGAGGAGCUUUUUGAUGAGAUUGCGCGGCGUGGGAGCCGAGGGUGCUGAGCGGAAGGGGCCGGGGGGGGAGAUGCUCCGCGGAGCACAGAUGGGGCUGGGGGGCUGCUCGCCUUUAAAGCCCCAUCUGAGCAAGAUCUGAUGAGAACUCAAAGCUCUUGGGGGGUCAGCAUGAUUUCGAGACAUCAAGAGCCUGACUUUGCCCCAGCUCCCAGCGGAGGCAGUGUCAGCGGGUCUGGGGUUUCUGUGCCUUUCCCCCCUGGUUGGGUGGGGACCCCCCUGGGGGGGCUGCGCUGUCACCCGCCUCUGCGUGACGCCCUCCUUCGCCUUCCCCGUGGUGUCACAGUGGCAGGGAGAGGUGGUGGCCCAGGCAGCGGCGUGGGGCCGAUGCGUUCCACGUUUUUGCUCAGAAAAGGGAAUUCGGUCGCUGUGGUGCUUGAACGUGCUCCUGCACAGCCCCGGCGCUUCUCCCAGCCCCAAGGAUGAACCAGCCACUUGCUCCUUCUGGCUUCCACGGAGCAAUGACAGACACCAACUGUUCUUGUUUUUCAAGCUCUUUUUUCGCUCUGUCCUUCCCUAAAUCCCCUUCCAGCCUCCAUGUAUUUCUCUGGAGAUGAGAGCGCGGGGCCUCCUUUUCUCCCAGACGCCUGCCUGCUGCCUGGGGUACGUCUGUGCUGCUGGAGAAGGGGUUGGAGGCUGCAGGAAUGCAGCGGUGUGCGCUGCCUGCGCCGCACUGAGCUGCUCUAAGGGGCUGCUGCUCUUCCCGGGGAGAUCCCUGAGCCGCAGGCCACGGGACAGUGUCUUGGCCUUGGUCUCUGCCCACUUUGCAAACUCCGGAGGGGACAGAGUCAUCCCAGGCUCUUUGCUUUCACAGAACAUCCUCUUCGCCUCUUUUUCCCCUUCUUCCAUCCUAAACACUUGGCUUUUCUUUCCCCCCCGAAGGGUGCUCCUGCAGUCUGGGGCUGAUUUAUACCAGUAAACCCUGCACGAUGCCGCCCAUCACGUUCCAGGACCUGCCACUGAACAUCUACAUGGUGAUUUUUGGCACUGGUAUCUUUGUCUUCGUGCUCAGCCUCAUCUUCUGCUGCUACUUCAUCAGCAAACUGCGGCACCAGGCUCAGAGCGAGCGGUUCGGCUACAAGGAGGUGGUUUUGAAAGGUGACGCCCGGAGGCUGAACGUGCACGGGACCUGUGCCGUCUGCCUGGAAGAUUUCAGGGUGAAGGAGGAGCUGGGGGUGCUGCCGUGCCAGCACGCCUUCCACAGAAAGUGAGUGCGGCGGCGGGCGGAGGGGCG